AAACCGUUAAAUUGAAAUUUCCAAAAUCUAAAAUAUCCGACGUGAACCUAAAUUGGGUAACCCAACACCCAAGCCUGGUCAAAACGAAAAGCUUUGGAAUAUUAACCAUCGAGAAUCUUAUCUUCCUCCGGUUUAGUUAUUACAUUUCCGAGCAAUUGUGGGAGAGGUCGUGUUGACUAGUUGUGGAGGAGGAGAACAGAGAGAAGCAUUUUUUUUCCAAUAAUCAUCAUCAUCCCCAAAUCGCUCUCUCUUUUUUUUGGGUUAAAUUCUACCAAUCUUGAAUCUUGACAAAUCCAUGGAUCAAAAGCCUCUAGGAUUGCUGACAAUUCACAUCAAAAGAGGUAUUAAUCUCGCCAUCCGUGACCAUAGAAGCAGCGAUCCUUAUGUUGUUAUCACCGUGGCUGAUCAGACAUUGAAGACACGUGUGGUGAAGAGAAACUGCAACCCAGUAUGGAAUGAAGAAAUGACCGUUGCAAUCAAAGAUCCAAAUGUCCCAAUCCGCUUGGCAGUGUUUGACUGGGACAAGUUCACUGGAGAUGACAAAAUGGGAGAUGCAAACGUAGAGAUUCAGCCAUACUUGGAGGCUCUGAAAAUGGGGAUGGAGCUUCUGAGGCUCCCUAAUGGAUGCGCUAUCAAAAGGGUUCAGCCUUCGAGGGAAAACUGUUUAUCAGAUGAAAGUAGCAUUGUCUGGAACAAUGGUAAGAUCACUCAAGACAUGAUCCUUAGGCUCAACAAUGUUGAAUGCGGAGAGAUUGAGAUCAUGCUUGAAUGGCAUGAAGGUGCUGGUUGCAGAGGUGUAACUUCCUCUGCCAAAGGAGCAGGCUCUUCCUAUACCUAGGAAAUGUUUUGCCCUUGUUGUUAGUCGUAUACUCGAUGAAUGAUCUCUUGUUGUUGUUUCGAUAUGUAUAAGAGAUUUGAAGCAUAUUUAUUUGAUGACAACUUCAUUUAAGAAGAAAUCUUGCGAAUUUUGUUUCUAAAAAAAAACAAUCUUGAGAAUUUUUGUAUUUGAAUAUCCUUUGAUUAUUGCAGUUUCUUUGAAUUUUUGUA
Molecule: messenger RNA, 1047 nt
Organism: Brassica rapa (field mustard)
Lineage: Eukaryota; Viridiplantae; Streptophyta; Magnoliopsida; Brassicales; Brassicaceae
Gene: ZCDP1
Product: probable ADP-ribosylation factor GTPase-activating protein AGD11
Source: RefSeq, a predicted model, not a curated record